UAUAUAUCAAAAUCCAAUUCUGGUCACUUUCUAAUUUCCUUAAUAUAAGAGUUUCCAUCACUAGCUAGUCGAAACCAUCUUUGAAACACCAAGGUCAUUUCCAUUUUUCACAACCAUGGGUACACUUCACAGUGAGAACUUCAGCGCCUUCAAUGUGGAGCAGCGGCAACAGCUUGACACCGAUUAUACUAAUCGGCUAGAGAGGGCUCAAUGGUUGCUCAAUUCUCCUGAGCCACCACACCUAUGGCAGAAGGUCAUUGGUUCAGUAAAACAAACCAUCUUCCCCCACAAGAACAGGACUACUGCUAAGCAAAGCAGACGAAAGAGCGUUGUUUCGUUCUUGAAAGGUUUUUUCCCUGUACUUAUCUGGGGCAGGAAUUACAAUGCUUCAAAGUUCAAAAAUGAUCUCAUGGCAGGACUAACUCUAGCAAGCCUUAGCAUUCCGCAGAGCAUUGGAUAUGCUAAUUUAGCUAAACUAGAUCCUCAAUAUGGCCUAUACACAAGUGUUGUUCCUCCUCUAAUUUAUUCUCUAAUGGGGAGUUCAAGAGAGAUAGCCAUUGGACCUGUAGCAGUAGUAUCAUUGCUGCUAUCUUCCACUAUACAGAAAAUACAAGAUCCUUUUGUUGAUCCUGUUGCCUACAGAAAGCUUGUGUUCACUGUCACUUUCUUUGCUGGGAUCUUCCAAGCAAUGUUUGGAUUGUUCAGGUUGGGGUUUCUUGUGGAAUUCCUUUCUCAUGCUGCCAUUGUUGGAUUCAUGGGUGGUGCAGCCAUCAUCAUUGGUCUUCAACAACUCAAGGGGCUACUGGCAAUCAGUCACUUCAGUACCAAAACCGAUGUGAUAUCCGUUCUGGAGUCUGUUUUUAGAUCAAUCAAACACGAUACAUGGUAUCCUCUGAAUUUCGCCCUCGGAUGUUCGUUCCUUAUCUUCCUCCUCAUCGCUAGAUUUGUCGGCAAAAGAAACAAAAAGUUGUUCUGGAUUCCAGCUAUUGCUCCUCUUAUUUCAGUCAUAUUAUCCACUGCGAUAGUGUUCUUGACAAAAGCUGAACAGCAUGGAGUAGUAAUAGUAAAACACCUAAAAGGAGGCCUGAAUCCAAGUUCAGUCCAUCAAUUACAGUUCAAAGGUGCACACGUCGGAUUUGCUGCCAAAACAGGACUAAUUGCUGCCAUUGUUGCUCUUGCUGAAGCCAUUGCUGUCGGUCGAUCUUUCGCUUCCAUAAAAGGCUAUCAGAUCAAUGGGAACAAUGAAAUGGUAGCUAUGGGCUUCAUGAACAUUGCGGGAUCAUUGAGUUCAUGCUAUGUUGCCACUGGUUCAUUCUCAAGGACUGCUGUGAACUUCAGUGCAGGAUGUGAGACAGUAGUAUCAAAUAUAGUGAUGGCCAUUACGGUGCUUUUGUCGCUGGAAUUGUUUACUAGGCUAUUGUACUAUACUCCCAUGGCGAUCCUUGCUUCGAUCAUCUUAUCUGCUCUUCCUGGACUUAUAGACAUCAAUGAAGCUUAUCAUAUCUGGAAGGUUGACAAACUAGACUUCCUUGCUUGCAUUGGUGCCUUUUUCGGGGUUUUGUUUAAAUCGGUGGAGAUUGGCCUUCUGGUCGCGGUAAUCAUAUCAUUUGCAAAAAUAUUGCUCAAUGCCAUUCGACCUGGUGUUGAAGCAAUAGGAAGACUUCCAAGAACAGACAUCUUUUGUGACACAGAGCAAUAUCCCAAUGCCAUUGAAACUCCAGGAAUCUUAAUCUUCCGUGUCAACUCUUCCUUAAUCUGCUUUGCUAAUGCCAACUUUGUCAGAGAAAGGAUAAUGAGUUUGGCGACCGAAGACGAGGAUGACCACAAAGAAAAUGGCAAGGGAAAGACUGGAGCAGUGAUUCUUGACAUGUCAAAUAUAAUAAACAUUGACACUUCAGGAAUUAUUGCACUUGAAGAACUUCACAAACAAUUAACAUCACAAGGCAUACAAUUAGCAUUGGCCAACCCAAGGAGGCAAGUGAUUCACAAGCUGAAGUUAAGCAAAUUCGUGGAUAGAAUUGGAGCGGGAAUGAUUUUCCUCACCGUGGGAGACGCAGUAGAUGCAUGCCUGGGUCUUGGUACCGGAUCGGCCUCUUUUGCAGCAUAAUUUUUGUAGGAUUUCAAAUCAUUUGAUGAAAUCUCAGUCACCCAAUGUGGGGUUGGUUGGCUCUGUAAAUUCUGAAGAGGACGCAAGACAGAAGGAGAACGGAAAGAAGACAUGUACUCUGAUUUGCCUGAAUCAUGUAAGGCAAAGUAGUUGCCUUGUAAAACAGGGGAAGAAAGAACCAGAGACAUAAAACAUGAACAAUUUGGAAAUCAGGAUGAACCCAUUGAAAUCAUUCAAACAAUUUGGGA
Molecule: messenger RNA, 2355 nt
Organism: Tripterygium wilfordii
Lineage: Eukaryota; Viridiplantae; Streptophyta; Magnoliopsida; Celastrales; Celastraceae
Product: low affinity sulfate transporter 3-like
Exons: 12
Coding region: 116-2107 (663 amino acids)
Biological process (GO): transmembrane transport
Cellular component (GO): membrane
Molecular function (GO): secondary active sulfate transmembrane transporter activity
Source: RefSeq, a predicted model, not a curated record